AUGAACAACAACUUGUGCCGGGCCUUGGUGGAGAGGCGAUCUGUGGCCACGUCCAGCUGUAUGCAGCUGGGGCUAGCCCCACCUCCCAGUCACCCCCACCUCCCACCGGCAGAAGCCUUGACCAAUGUCCCUUUCCUGCUCUACCCCACCAAUGUGGAGCACACCUACUACGACGCCUAUGGGAACUGGUUUCCCUAUGUCCCUUUCCGUGGCCCUUUUGGGGUCUAUGACUACCCCUUCAAGCCGGCCUUCAUCCAGAAGAGGAAUGAGAGGGAAAGGCAGAGGGUGAAAUGUGUUAAUGAGGGCUAUGCCCGCCUCCGGGGUCACCUGCCCGGGAUAGUGUCUGAGAAGCGACUCAGCAAGGUGGAAACAUUGCGUGCUGCGGUCAGAUACAUCAAGUAUCUGCAGGACCUGCUGAACAGAGCCCCCGAAGAGCCGGCAGCCGACACCACGGAUGGCAGCCCCCCCCGCAGCCCCACUCUUUGGCCUCCCCCGGCCCCUACCUCAGACUGCCCCAGCGAUGAUGGGGAAGCCAAAGUGUCUUCCUCUUCAGCCACGGAGUCUUCUUCACCUUCCUGCUUUUCCUCCUCCCCCCUCUGUGAAUCAGAGGAGUCUAGCCACUGA
Molecule: messenger RNA, 624 nt
Organism: Tachyglossus aculeatus (Australian echidna)
Lineage: Eukaryota; Metazoa; Chordata; Mammalia; Monotremata; Tachyglossidae
Gene: ASCL5
Product: achaete-scute family bHLH transcription factor 5
Biological process (GO): regulation of transcription by RNA polymerase II; developmental process
Molecular function (GO): protein dimerization activity; RNA polymerase II transcription regulatory region sequence-specific DNA binding; DNA-binding transcription factor activity, RNA polymerase II-specific
Source: RefSeq, a predicted model, not a curated record